GAUUACUUUACUAAUCUUAACCUUUCUUAAAAAUCCCUCUUUUCCUUCUUGGUAGAAAUAUUCCGUCACAGAGAACACAUUUACUUUGUUGUAAGCUCUAGGGAACUUUUUGAUGACAGUGAUCGUCUGGCGCAGAUGGGUUAUACUCGGUUUUGCUGAUGGCACCCAUGUCCUGUGCCAAGGUGCAUUGCAGUCUGUAGUGGCGUUUGAAAUUUUAUCUAUGGAGUCACGGGGAGUUAAAGGAUGAUUGAAAAAUGGACCCGGGAGCAUGUAAAAUGCUGAUAAAUAUUGCUGAAAUGCCGCUAAGACCGAGGUAUUCAGAAUGGGCGGGUGCAUAGGUGUUAGUAGAUCUAGAAAUGAUGGUCCAGUAGAUACACCAGGGAACAUAACGAGACCCAAUACAGGCAAUGCACGAAAAAACCAUCCAUUGUGCCAUGAAACAAUUCGAUGGAAGUCUGAUGUGCCAUUGACAGAAGGACAAUUGCGCAGUAAAAGAGAUGAAUUCUGGGACACUGCACCAGCAUUUGAUGGGCGGAAAGAAAUUUGGGAUGCGUUGCGUGCAGCUGCGGUAGCAUCUGAAUCUCUGGAUUUUGAGCUGGCACAAGCUAUAUUGGAUGGAGCAAACAUAUCAGUUCCUAAUGGAUUCCUGACUGAAUGCUAUGAUGAACUUGGCACCCGUUAUCAAGUGCCUGUAUAUUGUUUAUCAUAUCCGAUUAAUAUUGUUAAGGAAGAUAAUGGAAGAGAUUCACCUGCUGAGUGUUCAGAACCAGUUGAAGGGGGCACAGAAAUGGUGCUUAAAUUACGCCUCUCUUCUAAUUGUGUUGAUAUAAAAUUAACUGUGUCUAGUAAAGACACAAUCGGAAUGGCUAAGAAAAAAUUGCAAAGUCAAGAAGGUUUGGAGCCAUCUCGUCAAAGGUGGUUUUUUGGGGGCAAAUUAUUGGGAGAUAAAUUACGCAUUGAAGAAGCAAAAAUAUCCCCAGGUUAUGUUGUACAAGUGAUAGUGAAUCCAGACCAUAUGUACCGCACAGAGAGUUGAAAGGACUUGUGUUCAAAACCAUGAAGAUGGUGCAUUAUAGUGAUUGGAACAUUUAAAAGUGAAUUUUGAGAUUUCAACAUGGAAGAAAAUUAUAGAAAUGAUGAGGUUCUUGGUUUUAAAAUUUUUGGGUGAUGUUUUUGUGUAUCAUGUUUUACUACUUGUAUAGGAAUUGCCAUUAUUUUGGAACAUGAAAUCAUAUUCAUGAAAAAUACAUUUUAAAAUUUACAGGAAAAAAAAAAGCUUUAGAACUUCAUAUUGAACAAAAUAUUAUUGGAAAGGAGUAAGGUUUUUCCUACAUAACAUGGAUUUUUGUUGCAAUUGUAGGUACUUAAGGUGAAUAGUUUUUUCAAAUGUACUUUUAAAAAAAUUGGUUUGAUAGAUCUGUUUGUAUAUUGUGAUAUAUUUUGCCAUUAUAUCAUCGAGUGCAAUGUUUAUGUAGAGAUCUUGAAUUGCUUGAGAGCUGAAUGAAUCUACAGCACAAUGAAUUAAAAACCUGUGAUUGUUAAAAUAUUCUGAUGUGUGGUAAUACAAUGUUUUACAUUAUAAUUUUCACUAAUGACACUCUUGGCUUCUCAUUUUGUGAGGAUUUCAUAGGUUUGAAGUGUAAUACUAUUUCAGGUAUGUCUGCUACCAAAUUAGAAUUUUGCUGUGAUAACAAUAGAUACAUUAUUGAAAGGAAGUAGUAUCCACAGUUUUGAAUUGAAUUUUAGAUGAAGCAAUGACAACAUUUUGAUUCCUGUAAUUACCAGUUUUGUGAGGAUGAAAGUGCCAUAAUGAAUAUGGAACAUAGUAGAGUGAAGAGAGCAAACUUUAAGUUACGAAGUGCUAAUUUAUGUUUAAAUAUCUAUGCUUAAAUUCAGCUUGUAGCUGAAGAUUGAACUGAUACUGUGUAAUUACUAUUGUCGAAGUAAACACUACGUUGCUAUUUAUAGAUUUGUUUAUUAAUCAGUUAAAUU
Molecule: messenger RNA, 1992 nt
Organism: Gryllus bimaculatus (two-spotted cricket)
Lineage: Eukaryota; Metazoa; Arthropoda; Insecta; Orthoptera; Gryllidae
Source: the annotation of a GenBank genome assembly